This is a messenger RNA of Perkinsus marinus ATCC 50983, 924 nucleotides long. RefSeq lists its product as hypothetical. Lineage: Eukaryota; Perkinsozoa; Perkinsida; Perkinsidae. The record is from RefSeq and is a predicted model, not a curated record. The coding region runs from base 1 to 924 and encodes 307 amino acids. The transcript has 2 exons.
AUGCCACCCUCACGCAAGCGGGCCCGUCCUUCUCAGCCCAGCCAAUUGUCUAAGACAUCAGCUUCUCUCUUGGCUCGCAAGGCUUCGCGUCGGUCUCGCAGACGCAUCUCACAAGAUCGCUCCUCUUCAACCCAGUUGCCCACAUCGGGUCCGUCACCCGAUCUCCCACGUGACCCGGAACACGGCUCAGAUAUGGACUCCCAGACCAACGCCUUUCUGCAGCAGGUCCUCACAGAUUCAACAACAACAACCCCGCAUCUCGGUCUUCCCAAGCUGGACCCAAGCCUGGUUCUUCCCUCUGGACCUCACACCUCUUCGGGUCCUCCUGACGUCAUGCUCGGUCACUUGGUGGCAAGUUUGCCCAAGCAUCCUUCCUUGAGCAACUUCUUAAACCAACCAUGGCACGGCUUCCUUCCGCCUGCCUGGCAGCGCGUCAAAGGCAUAAACCCCCCUGAUCCCGCUAGUCUCGGUGCCCUAUCGACCGCCCUCAUGGCGGCUCUCGGACUGGUGGGUCGCUUGACCUUAGCGAACGUUAUUUCUCCGACUGCCGCUCUUGCCUUCCUCGGUCGCAUGGCCGACGCCGGCUUCGGCCGUGAAGGCACUAGCAAGUGCCGCUACCUCCUAGAUUCUAUUCCGGUUGAAGCCUAUGCUGCUACAGUGGACGGGCGCAUCCCCGACCGCUCUCUCGCCAUCCCUGGCACAAGGUGUCUCCCGCUCAUCGAGAUCUUCGCCCGCUUCCCGGGAUUCCUCCCACCACCUGUGCCUCCCUCGUCCCCUUCUCGGUCCAAGGGCGCUGGUGCUGGCACAGGGAAAGGGAAAGGGAAAGGCCGUUCUCAACGCUCGUCAGACGAGCCAGAUCCGACCCCAGACCAACCUCGCUCCGCUGGUCUCACAGACUCAAAUGCGUACCGUUUCCUACACUAA